AUGUCAUCUGUUAGCAGUGUUCUCAUACGCCGGGGCGCCGAGUUGAUUUCCGCUCGGCUUCGAGACCGUGGUCAGUCUCCAAUGCAUGUUCACUACACCUGCAUUGAUGUUAUUGCGACUCUGGCCGCCGUCGAAGACUCCAACCCGAAGACGUAUGUUCGCCUCGACAGCGAAGAUUCUCACGAUUCCUUCGACCCUAAUGAUCCCGAGGUCGCUGCUGCAUCAACCACUAAGCCAAUCGCUAGCGGGCUGCGCUCGGCCAUUAAGCACCUACGCGCCCGUGGCGGGUCGUGCUUCCGUGGAUUUCGUAUGUAUCUGGCCUUCACGGGGUUCGAUCUGGGCGCGGGUCUUCUAAUUCGAGGAAUUGUUGUUAUUCCGAUCCAUUCUGUCUCCGUUUCAAUUUUCAGUACAUUUUUGAAACAGUUCAUCGCUAGCAUGCCCUUCGCCACCUGGCAGAUGGCUUGGGUUCAUCUUGUGAUCGCCGAAAAAUCUCCUAGGAGCUCCUACCGGCGAAUGCUUGGCCUCCGGCAUUGGCCUAGAAUCGCCCCUGCGGCUGCUUUGUACAAUUUCCUAAUGUGUGCGGCCUCUCUGCCUAUAUCUGCUGCAGGGCCCGCUGGCUGGGUCGCCAUGAUGGCUGCCCCCUUUGAGGGAUAUAAAGGGCUUCUCCUUGUCCUAGCCAUUAACAUUCUCCCGGUUGUAUUUCUCAUAUUGGCUUCUGUUCCCGCCAGGGGGAUAUUCGCUCGUGUGGCUGCCUCUAUGCUGCCCGAGGAGGAUGACCCGAUCGUGCCCUUCGACCGCCUUUUUGGCGGCAAGGUGAAACCCGAAAUUGUGGGUGGUAGUGGCAAGCUCGGCCUCAGAGAUGCCUGGACCACCUUUGAUUGGCCUGCUCGCACUCGCUUUGUUAAGGUCAUCCUGAAGGCUCUUGCCAUUGAGGUUGCACUAUUUGUGGUUGGGAUGCUUCUAAUGCAGGGCGAGUUGGCUCUGAUCUAUCUACUAGCCGCUUAG
Messenger RNA from Aspergillus udagawae, 1005 nucleotides. RefSeq lists its product as uncharacterized. The coding region runs from base 1 to 1005 and encodes 334 amino acids. The record is from RefSeq and is a predicted model, not a curated record. Lineage: Eukaryota; Fungi; Ascomycota; Eurotiomycetes; Eurotiales; Aspergillaceae. The transcript has 2 exons.